AUGUCUAGACCUUCCACCUUCUCCUUCUCUCGCCUCCUGAUCGUCCACAUUGUCCCCUUGCUUGCUCUAGCCAGGGUCUCCGUCUCUCUCUUUCUCAUGCCCAAAACCCUAGUCGGCCUCCCCGACUUCGACGAUGGCAUCUCACUCCUCGGCGACGCCACUUUAGCCGGCGCCGGGUCUCACGUGCAAGUCACCCGGCCCUCGGCUUCCAGCUCCGGCUUCCUCCAGUGGCCGAUGCCCUUCCAAUUCGUCGACCCUAGCUCGGCUUCUCCGACGUCGUUCUCGUCCGAGUUCGCCUUCUCGAUCUCACCUGGUAACAGCGACGGCCUCGCUCUUGUGCUUUUCCCUAGGGAUUUUAAGCUUGGAGCGGAAGCGUUCGGUCUCUCUGGGGAUCACAGAUUCGUCGGCGUUGAGUACGAUACUUCGAUGAAUGAAGAAGUAGGGGACGUGAAUGCGAACCAUGUAGGUGUAGAUUUGGGCAAUUUCAGAUCUGUUAGCGUCUGGAAUGCGUCGUCUAUAGGUUUAGUACUGAGUAGUGGAGAGAAAUUGAAGUCUUGGGUGGAUUAUGACGGGAGCUCGAAAAGACUUGAGGUUAGACUGAGUAAGUUUGGGGAUCCAAGACCAUACGAUCCAAUUAUUGCAUACUCAAUCGACUUGUUGCGAAUGUGGAGACACAAGGAUGUUUAUGUUGGUAUAAGCUCGUCGAAUGGCGAUUCAUCGCAGACUAUCAGCAUAUACUCAUGGAGGUUUAAGCUGAGGAAAGUUGCGAUGUCCAUGCAUUCUUUACCUGCUGAUCCGCAUGGCUAUGCUAGCGAGCACGGAAAGUUGCACAAGAAAGGCAAGUGCCCUUUGGUGAUUCUUGCUGGGGUGAUUUUUGCCACAGGAUGUGGAGCGUUAUUGGCAUUCUUGGGGCUCUUUCUGUGGGCAUUUUUUGCUAACAGGCACACCGUAUUUCCGGUGGAAUGUCCCGUGCAUCCUGCGGACUUCAAGUAUGAAAAGAUCAAUGUGGUCGAGGGGAAGGACGCCGAAGGUGGUAAGCAUUGA
Rhodamnia argentea is the source of this 1044-nucleotide messenger RNA. Its product is annotated as L-type lectin-domain containing receptor kinase VIII.2-like. The transcript has a single exon. NCBI's taxonomy places the organism in Eukaryota, Viridiplantae, Streptophyta, Magnoliopsida, Myrtales, Myrtaceae. The coding region runs from base 1 to 1044 and encodes 347 amino acids. Gene Ontology annotation, molecular function: carbohydrate binding. The record is from RefSeq and is a predicted model, not a curated record.